AGAGGAAGCAGUGUCUCUCUUGGAUGUGCUAACAACGUAGUUCUGAAAUUAAAAGGAGUUAGAAAGAUCUGGGUAAAGUAGACAAGGAGCUACUAGGCUUGCUGAAGGAGGUCACAAACAGACAAUAUAUGGCUGCUUCAUCGAUAGCAUUGGAAUGAACGCUCUCUAACUGCCCAGGGGAGAAAAAAUGGAUUUGAGAAACAUUCCCUAUCGUUCGGAGGUGAUUACAUGGAACCCAGAUGACUUAGCAGAAUAUUUUAAGACGUUAAAGUAUAAGGACUGUGAGAAAGUUGUGAGAAAGCACAGUAUAAAUGGACAAAGGUUUUUGAACAUGUCUGAAAAUGAUAUCCAGAAAUUUCCCAAACUCCGAGUGCCCAUUGUGAGUAAACUAAGCCAAGAGAUAAACAGAAAUGAAGGAAGGAUAUCUUUCUUCCCAAAAUGGGGCCAAACACAAAAGUGUCCUGAAAAUUCAGGAUACAGUCAAGAAGAUGAUGGCUGGUCUUCAUUUGAUGAAGAUGAUGACUAUGAAAGCCCUGAUGAUGACCAGGAAAAGGAAGACGAGGCUGACUAUGAAUCACCAACAGAAGAAACUGAGGAAGCAGAACACGACAGUGAUGGCUAUGAGCCACCUCCAUCCAAUAACGAUGAAGCACACCACAAUGUCAUAUUUCCUGCCAAGUCACUUGCAAACAACACAGACUAUAUAGACAGGCCUCCAACGUCCAGAUCAUCACAUCAGCCUCCAGUACCACCCCAGCGGCCUGGCCCGUCCCCUGCACCAGCCUCAUUUGGGGGAAGAGGUGCUUCUCUGCCAGCUUUCCCUCCUCUACCAGGCAACAAUGACAGAAAUGUCAAGCCUUCAAAACCUCCAGCUCCUUCGAUAGACAGAAGCACGAAACCCCCACUGGAUCGCCUUGGCCCACCAUUUGAAAGAGAAAGCCCGGUACCAGGGAGGAAGCCGGGCCAUCCUGAAAAGCUUCUGACUCCACAGCUAAGAGCCCUGGGAGAACAGCUAGCAAUGAUGCCAAAACCUCCUGUACCACCAAGUGAUAGAUAUGAAAGAGGAAAUCCAUCUCCUCUAAGGAAGCAAAUCCCUGUAAAGCAGGGCUGGGCACAACAGAAAAGACCUGAAGAAGAAGAAGACCAUAUACCCCAAAGAGCAGUGCCACAGAUAUCUUUGCCCCCAUACAGCUCCAAUACGUUCCCAUCAAAAUCUAUCAAGGCUCCACCUAAGCCAGGAUCCAACAGCAUACCUGGUGCUGAGAGUGCUAGAAGCCUGUCUGCAAGUGGCUCACUACCACCUCGCUUUCCCUUAGGCAACAACAGCAGAUCUCCUUCAAGAGGCACAGCUGAUUUAAGACCUCCGUUGCCCAUUCCUAGCAGGCAGACUGCUCACCAGACAAACACAGAGGAAGAUGAGGAUUCACUAAAUGACGAAUGGUAUGUUGCUUAUAUUAGUCGGCCAGAAGCAGAGGCAGCUCUUCGAAAAAUAAACAAGGAUGGAACUUUCUUAGUAAGAGACAGCUCAAGAAAAACUACCACUCAUCCAUAUGUACUGAUGGUGUUGUACAAGGAUAAAGUAUACAAUAUCCAGAUUCGUUACCAGGAGCAAGAUCAGACGUAUUUGUUAGGAACUGGCUUAAAAGGAAAAGAGGAUUUUUCUUCUGUAGCACAUAUCAUCGAUUACUUCCAAAGAACGCCUCUUCUUCUGAUUGAUGGAAAAGACAGGGGUUCAAGAAACCAGUGCGUGUUAAAAUAUGCUGCAGGAAAUAUUAAGUGAGACCCAAAUGAAGAUCACACACAGGAUCAAAGUCUACCAAAAUCUAUAAACCUCAGGAUACUUCAUUUUCCAGUGAACUAAAAUCAUGAAGAAGUCAUUAAAAAUACUUUCAAUUUUAAUGAAAAAAAGGACGAUGUUUUCAUUUUUAAGUCAUGCCUUAAAUGUAGUACUCUAUAAAUUGGGUUUUCCUACAGUCUAUUUAUUACUGUACACUAAUCAUAGAGUACCUUAAGUAUUCUUUACGUGAGGAAUACUAUCUUCUAACAAACACAUAUUAUCUUAAAACCAUUUCUGCACAAUAUUAGAGGACCCAUGAAAGAUACACCAAUGCAGCUCACUACUUUCAUAGGAGAGAAGAAAAAGCAACCUAUUUUUCAGAUCAGAACUGCAGCAGCAAAAGUAUUAUCUAAAGUGGCAUACAAAAGAACCAAAACAAAGUUGAGCAGCAGGCAUUCAUUUUUUUCCUGCCAUCCACUUCCUAAUACAUUUAACUACAGAGUUUUCUGUGCAAAGAUUAGGACUCCAACCUGGAUCCUAAAGACAUCAGCUUUCAGCAACACAAAAAAAUCCCCUGGAUAUUUAGCUGCCUGUCAAGAUCUGUCUGUGUGACUCAGCUAUGAAGCUGUCUUUGUGCACAGUUUUCUAUAGAAAUGUCUACAUAUACGAUGUUUUGCCUGCCGUACCACUGAUGAGUGACUGAUGGCACAUUUUAGCCCACUAAUUGGAAAUAUGUAUUCCCUAAGGCCUUCUAACUUCACUCAGGAACGAGAACAUCUUUGACCACAAAUCUGAAGUGCCUUCUAUGUGAUCCUGUAACCUCACACAGGAACAAGCUUUCCUCUGUUACCAGAAACUCCUCUUAAACUAUAACUCUAGAAUAAGCCACUAUUCUUUUAUAGGAGACACACCAACAAGACUAUCAUCAUGUGAUUCUUAGUUGGAAGACCACACUCAAAUCACUUCUUAGAAAGCAGACAGAGUGGAGCAACUUGCUUCCUCUUGUACAACUGCUUUCUGCUUUUUUUCUGUGCUUUUUUCAAGAAAAAAAAUAUAACUUUCUCAGUUCUCAAAUAAAAGCUGCAAUUGAGGACCACUGAAGAAUACUUUAACAAAAGUUUUUUCCCCAUUCCUUUGUAAAGUGGAAUUCAUCCAAUCUUUUUUUGCCCAGGUUUUCUAGGAACCUCGGUCUUCUGACAAGAUCUUGGUUUAAGAAUUGCCUUGGACUGUGUUACACAUUUUCCCUUUUAAAGUCAAAUGUGUGUUGAAAAACAACUCAAAGGAGGAUACUGUCCUCCAUGCAGUUUAUAUAGAUUCUCAGGAAAAAAACAAUCAAAUUUCAUACCGAGUUACAAUUUUAAAUAUAUAUGCUUUGUAAAUGUUUUCUGCAUUUCCAAUAUAUUUGGCUAGCAGCUGAAAUUCAAAGUUAUAGAAUUUCAUUUCUGCGUAACUAUGAGUGAAAUAUAUAUACAUGUAUAUUAUUAAAAAACAUCUCUUGUCCACUCUUGUGAAAGAAAAGUCAGUUUUAAUAUGUCUUUCCAAAAAUGCUAAAACUAAGAUCAAUCCCUCAGUGUUGCCACCAACUGUAUGAGCUGAAGUUGUAGUUCUAUUACAUUGCCUUGAAAGUUCUGAUAACCCAGAAAUGCCUCCUAUGGAAUUGUUUUAUUUGUUUUAAAUCAUUUCAUUUGAGAAAGAGCUUUAAAAAUUAAACGAACAUAACAAAUUGUAGCUCUGAAUACUUUUUUUUUUUUUCCCCCAGCAAAGUCAGUCUGGAUUUGAUUAUUCAAAUAUCAUGUUUUGUAUGAUUAAAAACAUACCUCAAACGUCAAACUUUUUCAGAAGUAAAAUUCUAAUGAAAUAUAUAAGCACACUGGCUAUUCAAAUUUUGGGCCAAGAAGACUUCAGGGUAUUUAGACUACUAACGUCUGCUUUCUUUUGUAGCCAUGUGCAUUAGAGAGUCACUACAGAAACCCGGAUCAAAAUACUUCUGGUUUUCCACAAGUAAUCUUCUCUAUGGCCUCUUUCCUCAGCAACAUUUUUAGAAUGAGGAAGGCAGACCAAAUGAGGAGUUGCAGUUUCUCUUUCACUGAUCGAUUUUAACCCCAUUUCACUGAGCAUAACUGUGAUAAGAGCAAUGACUUGACUUGAGGUAAUUUGAAAUCUUUUAUUACUCGUCCAGUAUGCCUUUGUUUAAAAGGAGCGAACCACAUGUGAAAAACGUCAGAGCAAAUUUCCUGACAUUUUAAGUUAAUUAUGCCAUUCUUUCACACCUAAUAUGCUUAGCUUGAGAAAACUGAGUUAAAAAUAUUUCUCAAAAUCAAUAUGUUACAUAAAACAUUUUUCCAUCCUACAUUUGCAGAUUAAAACAAAAAUAUUCUAAUUGCAGUAAACCAUUAUGUCAUUUCACAGUUCAAACUGAAAAACUGAAUAACUACUAAUAGAAGAGAAUGUGUGAAAAUGAAUGGUAUUACUUAAUCCAUCAAACUCCAGGCUUUUUCUUCAGCCUCUCUUAAAUCUUUGGCCUUCCUGGGGUUGUUGAAAUUCAAAAUAAUGUCACAAAGCAGUAGUUGGCUCUCCACUGAAAGACAAAAGGCACUGUAGUAUCACAGCACUGAUUGGGAUUCCUAGCACAAGAAAGAUGUAGAGCUGUUGGAGAGGGUCCAGAAAGGGCCACAAAGAUUAUCAGAGGGCUGGAGCACUUCUCUGAAGAAAGGCUGACAGAGCAGGGCUUGUUCAGCCUGGAGAAGAGAAGGCUCUGCAGAGACCUCCUUGUGGCCUUUUGGUUCCUGAAAGGAGCUUAUAAACAGGAAGGAGGCCAACUUUUUACACGGUCUCAUAGUGAUAGGACAAAGGGGAAUGGUUUUAAACUAAAAGAGAGAAGAUUUAGAUUAGAUGAUAGGAGGAAAUUCUUUACUCAGAGGGUGGUGAGGUGUUGGAACAGGCUGCCCAGUGAGGAUGUGAGUGCCCUAUCCAUGAAGGUGUUGAAGGCCAGGUUGGACAGGGCCCGGGGCAGCCUGGUCUAGUAGCUGGCAAUCCUGCCCAUGGAAGGAGGGUUGGAACAGUGAAAUCACUAAAGUCUCUUCCAACCCAAGCUAUUUAUGAUUCUUGUGAUUCUGUGAUUUUAAGAUUCUAUGAUUCUAUGAUUACUGAAUGGUACAUGCUAAAUAAAUGGCAACUGAAUGUA
Molecule: messenger RNA, 4961 nt
Organism: Gallus gallus (chicken)
Lineage: Eukaryota; Metazoa; Chordata; Aves; Galliformes; Phasianidae
Gene: LCP2
Product: lymphocyte cytosolic protein 2
Exons: 21
Coding region: 188-1780 (530 amino acids)
Biological process (GO): intracellular signal transduction; cell surface receptor protein tyrosine kinase signaling pathway
Molecular function (GO): protein binding
Source: RefSeq, marked provisional